Molecule: messenger RNA, 1245 nt
Organism: Fibroporia radiculosa
Lineage: Eukaryota; Fungi; Basidiomycota; Agaricomycetes; Polyporales; Fibroporiaceae
Exons: 8
Coding region: 1-1245 (414 amino acids)
Molecular function (GO): protein serine/threonine phosphatase inhibitor activity
Source: RefSeq, a predicted model, not a curated record
AUGUCGCUCAGGAAACGGCUUUCCAUCUCCAGCACCCGGAGCGAGUCUCCUCUCGUCUUUGCUGUCGCCUCGAACGCGGACUCUGAGGAGUGGCUCAAAGCAUGGCAGUGCGUGUUCGCCAGAGGUAACUCGGAUCUCAAUUUCUUCAUUCGUGAACGAUCAGGAAGGCUUAUCCUUGCUGCAGAUUUAAUCGACUCGCCUGUCGUUGCCGUCGACGCGGAGACUACGGUCGAAGAUGCUUGUGAUUAUGCAGAUGUUAAUGCGUUCCUCACUUUUGCGGCCACCAGACACAAGCUCGCAUCAGACGAGCUUCGAGGGAAGCCACGCGUACAGGAGAUUUUGGCCGCGGCUAAAACGGGCCGCGUUCCUGUUGCGCUCGUCAGCAAUUUGUCAGAGAAGAAUCCACUCGAGAUCUUACCAUACAACGCAACGGUUGUUCAAUUACUCGGUGUCGUCGCACGAGGCGCACAUCGAGUACUCAUUCAAUCCGAAUCUCCUUCUGCCGAGUUCCUCGGCAUGGUCUCAGACAGACGGCUGCUCUCCUGGUUCACCUCGUAUUCGCAGCAGAACCCUGCAUUCCUCCGUUACCUCGCGAAUCCUCUCUGCUCCCUGGCGCUGCCCUCGAUGUAUCUCUAUCUCUCCGUUGUUGCUGCGAGGGCGACGAAUUGCGUGCUAGAUGCAAUGAAGCUAAUGAGCGACGAGGGCGUGAGCACUAUUGCCGUCGUGGAAGAGGAGAACGGCAAUUUGCUCAGUGCCGUGAGUGUAACCGAUAUCGGAAAGGAGCCGGACGGUUCGACAGAUGGUAUUGACAAAUAUCCAGUGUAUAGUGUCUCUCCGAGCAGCACCCUAUUCUAUACUAUGAAGAAGCUGUUAGCUACCGAAUCCCAUCGCCUCUUCGUCACGGAUGAUUCACCCACCUCAUCGCCCACUUUCCCGCCCACCAGCACAGGCAAUCUUUCGGGCAUAGUAUCCACCGUAGACGUACUAUCGCUUUUCGCGCGCGUCGCCAACCUGCCCGAUGUCGACCCAACACGCAUGCAACGGCACCGGCGCGCAUCGUCCGCAUCCGGCUCCUCUUCCUCCCACUCGUCCGACCAGAGCAGCUUCGGGAUGCGCUCGCGCUCGAGCAGUCGCACGAGCCCCGGCCGGCUCUCCGUCUCCGCGGGCGAGGGCGGCCCCCGCAGCCUACGCAACUCGGUAUCGAGCCUCGAAUCGUUCCAGUGGGCGGACCGCGUGCCCAAAUGA